Molecule: messenger RNA, 2118 nt
Organism: Entamoeba nuttalli P19
Lineage: Eukaryota; Evosea; Mastigamoebida; Endamoebidae
Product: vacuolar protein sorting-associated protein 35 protein
Exons: 1
Coding region: 1-2118 (705 amino acids)
Biological process (GO): retrograde transport, endosome to Golgi; intracellular protein transport
Cellular component (GO): retromer complex; retromer, cargo-selective complex; late endosome
Source: RefSeq, a predicted model, not a curated record
AUGCCAAAGACAAACAAAAACAACAUAAAUUCACUUCCUCCUAUGGAAGUCGUGUUAAGUAAUAUCAGAAAAUCAUCUAAACAAUUGAAAGAGUUAUUUGAGUUUGAUAAAAUAAGAGAAAUAAUAGAUACACUAACGAAUAUUCUUACACCAUUAUCAUACAAUAUAUCAAGUCAAUGUUAUUAUCAAAUUUAUUUAACUUGUGUUCAUCCUUUAGAAGAAUUUCAGACUUAUCUUCAACAAACUAAAAUGGAUUUGAACCUUAUUACUUCUUUUAUUCUUCAAAUACCUGAUGCUGUAGUUCGUUGUUACAUGUUAAUGAAUGUUGCUGUUGCUUCUAUUCAUAAAGGACAACACUAUGCAAAUAGAUCAUUAAAUGCUUUAUUAACUGUAAUAAGAACUGUAAGUCUUCCAACUCAUCGUGUAUUUGCAUUGAAUCAUUUAUUAACUAUUUCAAUUCCAGUAUUUAUUAACAACUCAACACUAGCAAUUCAAUUCCUUCUUUCUCACAUAGCCAUAUCACUUCGUGCUUUAUCUCAUGUCGUAGAAUCCGAAUAUCUUGUCUCAGACCAAGCUGCCCCAAUUUGUACUCUUGCAUUACGUUCAUUACGUUAUUUAUCCUCUUUAGAACUUAGUGCACCAUUAUUUAGAGCCAUUUUAAUGAACCUUCAGAAAACAGUGAUUGAAUGUUCAACAACUGCACAAGAAUUCUUUUAUUUAAUUCUUAUAGAAACAUUCCCUGUACCUUUACAAUUAGUUUGUAUGCCAGAAAUUCUUGCAGGUUUAACUUCUCCAAUGUGCAAAAUUGAUUUAAAAUUAUGUUUAGCUCCAUUUCUUGACAAACUUCCUAAUGUAUCUUCUGAAUAUCAUUUUGAUAUUAUUGAAUCAAUACAAGCAAAGGUUGUUCAAAUGGUUAACAGUGGAUUAACAUCUCCUAAUGAUGGUGCUUUGUUGCUAGUUUCUAUUCUUCGUAUAAUCUUUAGUUGGUAUAAUAAAGGAAGUUAUUGCCAACAAUUAGAACAUUUAUUUAAGUCAAUUUUAAGUAUAUGCUCAGGGCAAGUUCCUACUGGUGUUCAAUUUCAUAUUUGUAUGGCAUUAGAACUUACUUUAAGAACAAUUCCAUUGUUAAAUGCAAUAAAAGUUGAUGGAUUUUUAACUUUACUCAACCUUUUACUUCCUUCAAACGAACGUAAAAUUGCUCGACUAGUUGUUGAAUCUUUACAACGUCAAAACGUUAUAUUAAAAUCUUAUUCUGAUGCAUCUCUCAUAUUAAAAAUAGUACGAUUAUUGCUUCAACCAGAAGUAAAUGAUAUUGAUUCACAAAAUGAUUUAAGUAUGGCGUUGUCUAUUUUCCCAAGAAUUAAAAUUUGUAAUAAGUCUUCUUGUGCUUUAACUCUUUCUCUUGUAGAUCAAUACAUAAACAUAGCUCUUGGAGAAGUGCCCCUAAAGUCUAUAGCUGAAGUAGAACUUCAAUUAAUAAUACAUUCACAAUCAGCAAUGGAAAGGGAUGUUUUAUUUGAGAGAUUCUUAAAUAGAAUAAAAAAAUUGGUUACUACUAAUGCCCCAUUAGCCAUAGGACUUGCACUCCAAGCGAUGUUGGCUGGAGAAAAAGCUCAGUACAUACAUUCAUUAUAUUUUUUUGAAUUUGCUGUGGGAGAAACAGAAAUUGUAGAAGAUGAUUUUAUCAAAGCAGAAUGUCUUGAAAAGAUUAUUGGUGCAGUACAACUUCUUUCUCAUCGUCAAGAAUAUAAUGACAUGGUAUUAUUACUAACUAAACAUGCGAAAGCUAUUGCCAAUAGACCAAAACGAUGUAAAGAAGUGUUAAAUACAAUUCAUUUAUGGAAAAGUGGAAAUGAAGAAAUGAUUAAAAGUUGUAUUAAAAUUGUUCUUGACGCUGCUAAUGACUGUGAAAUAGAAUGUGGAGAACGUCUUCGUAUUGAAGCAUUAAACCAUCUUAUUUGGUGUGUUCAAAAAGGUACUUUUAGUGACUUUGAAUUUAUUAAUGAAGUUUUGUAUUUAGCAGACAUUAAUCUUAAUACAAUCUUCCCAAGUCAAGUGAGUCAGUCAUUUAAAAAUACCAAAAUGCUAUUACAACAAUUAAAAAUAUCUAAAAAUUAA